AUGGCAGGACGAAGAGGUGUGAUCAUGAGCGACAUGGUAGAGAGAAGUUUGGAAGAACCUGUGGUACCAGCCAUGAAUGAGUCCUCCCAGAAAAGGGAAGACUUGGUAGAAAUCUUAAGUGAAGAUAAAGUGAAGUUUGAUGACACAGGACUCUCCAUAAUUCUUCAGAAUGGCCUGGAGACCCUUCGCAUGGAAAAUGCUCUGACAGAUGUCAUUUUGUGCGUGGACAUCCAGGAAUUUUCCUGCCACCGCGUGGUGCUAGCUGCAGCCAGCAACUAUUUCAGGGCCAUGUUCUGCAAUGACUUAAAGGAAAAGUAUGAGAAGAGGAUCAUAAUUAAAGGGGUUGAUGCUGAGACCAUGCACACACUCUUGGACUACACAUAUACCAGCAAGGCACUGAUCACCAAGCAUAAUGUUCAGCGGGUUCUGGAAGCUGCCAACCUAUUUCAGUUCCUGAGGAUGGUAGAUGCUUGUGCAAGUUUCCUCACUGAUGCCUUGAAUCCAGAAAACUGUGUAGGAAUACUGAGGCUGGCAGACACACACUCCUUGGAAAGAUUAAAAAAGCAAGUUCAAAAUUACAUCAUUAAAAACUUUGUGCAAAUUAUGAACUCUGAGGAGUUUCUUGAACUUCCUGUAGACACCCUAUAUUAUAUCUUGAAGAGUGAUGACCUUUAUGUCACUGAAGAGGCUCAAGUAUUUGAGACUGUAAUGAGCUGGGUCCGGCACAAACAGUCUGAACGACUCUGCUUGCUUCCUUGUGUGCUUGAGAAUGUGCGCUUACCACUUCUGGACCCAUGGUACUUUGUGGAGAUGGUUGAAGCAGAUCCUCUCAUCAGAAAGUGUCAUGAGGUCUUCCCACUACUUCAGGAAGCCAGGAUGUAUCACCUUUCUGGUAAUGAGAUUAUUUCAGAGCGCACAAAGCCCAGAAUGCAUGAGUUCCAGUCUGAAGUGUUCAUGAUCAUUGGUGGAUGUACGAAGGAUGAACGAUUUGUGUCAGAGGUAACCUGCCUGGACCCCCUGAGACGCAGCCGGCUGGAGGUAGCCAAGCUCCCACUGACAGAGCAUGAACUAGAGAGUGAGAAUAAAAAGUGGGUGGAGUUUGCAUGUGUAACAUUGAAAAAUGAAGUCUACAUCUCAGGUGGCAAAGAAACUCGGCAUGAUGUUUGGAAAUAUAAUUCUUCAAUCAACAAGUGGAUUCAGAUUGAGUAUUUAGACAUAGGCCGCUGGAGACACAAGAUGGUGGUGUUGGGUGGCAAGGUCUAUGUAAUUGGAGGUUUUGAUGGCUUACAGAGAAUCAAUAAUGUAGAGACCUAUGAUCCCUUCCACAACUGCUGGUCUGAGGCUGCACCCCUCCUUGUCCAUGUCAGUUCUUUUGCAGCUGCUAGCCACAAGAAGAAGCUCUAUGUAAUUGGGGGAGGUCCUAAUGGAAAACUGGCUACAGAUAAGACUCAGUGUUAUGACCCUUCAAUCAAUAAAUGGACUUUAAAGUCAGCCAUGCCAGUAGAGGCGAAAUGUAUCAAUGCAGUGAGUUUCCGGGACUGCAUCUAUGUUGUUGGUGGCGCUAUGAGGGCACUCUAUGCUUACAGCCCCCUGGAAGACAGCUGGUGUUUGGUGACACAACUGAGCCAAGAGCGAGCCAGCUGUGGCAUCGCACCCUGCAACAACAAGCUCUAUAUCACUGGUGGACGGGAUGAGAAAAAUGAAGUCAUCGCCACUGUGUUGUGUUGGGACCCUGAGGCCCAGAAGCUGACAGAGGAGUGUGUCCUGCCCCGGGGAGUAUCGCACCAUGGUAGUGUCACUAUCAGGAAGUCAUACACUCAUAUCCGGAGGAUCGUGCCUGGAGCAGUGUCUAUGUGACUAUAGGGGGACCCUGUAAGAUACUCUUGGAGUUCCUGAGCCUCCCCAGGUUCAACCUGGGUCCAAGGCCUAUGACUCACUCUAGGUUCCCUAGAAAGUUACAGGUUUGUGAUAUAUGAAACCAAUCAGGAAUAUUUGUGUGUCCCACAAAGCAGGGAAGGCAGAAAGAAGGGUAAUGUUUAACAUUUAUGAUACACCUAUCUCUCCUGUCUUAUGCCAGGUGCUUUGCCAUGUUAGUUAAUUUAACCAUGGUAAUGAACUGACGUCAGCUAUUACUAUUCCAGUCUCAUAAGUGAGGAAAUGAAAUUUUACACAGGCUCACACACUUGUCCCAGAUCAUUCAGAAAGCCUCUACCUAAGUCAGGAGUCUAAAUCAAGGUCUUUCCAUUUCAAAGUCAGAGUCUUCCCCAUCAUGCUGCCUUGCUCCAAUGAAGGAAAAACAAAAACAAACCCCAAGCCUGGAAGGUUUCAUUAUCCACUGAACCUGCUAAAAGAUCCUCUCAGUA
Molecule: messenger RNA, 2363 nt
Organism: Jaculus jaculus (lesser Egyptian jerboa)
Lineage: Eukaryota; Metazoa; Chordata; Mammalia; Rodentia; Dipodidae
Gene: Klhl6
Product: kelch like family member 6
Biological process (GO): germinal center formation; B cell receptor signaling pathway
Molecular function (GO): protein binding
Source: RefSeq, a predicted model, not a curated record